GGUGAUGAGCGGUACAAAUAUUAGAGGACCGCGCGGUCGCUCAGUAGUGACGUGGCACGAAGCAGGCGGUGAGGACGUGCGCGCCCUCGCUUCUUCCUCUUUCUCGACUCCAUCUUCACGGUAGCGGCACCUCGGGCCGCGGCUCAGUCGCCGACAUGCAGCUCUUUGUCCGCGCCCAAGAGCUACACACCCUCGAAGUAACCGGCCAGGAGACGGUCGCCCAGAUCAAGGCUCAUGUAGCCUCACUGGAGGGCAUCGCCCCGGAAGACCAAGUCGUGCUUCUGGCAGGCGCGCCGCUGGAGGAUGAGGCUACUCUGGGCCAGUGUGGAGUGGAGGCCUUGACCACUUUGGAAGUAGCCGGCCGCAUGCUUGGAGGUAAAGUCCAUGGUUCUCUGGCCCGUGCUGGAAAAGUAAGAGGUCAAACUCCCAAGGUGGCCAAACAGGAGAAGAAGAAGAAGAAGACAGGCCGUGCCAAGAGGCGGAUGCAGUACAACCGGCGCUUUGUCAAUGUUGUGCCCACCUUUGGCAAGAAGAAAGGCCCCAAUGCCAACUCCUAAGUCCUAUGUAAUCUUUGUUUUCUCUAAUAAAGCCACUUCGUCCAGA
This is a messenger RNA of Ictidomys tridecemlineatus (thirteen-lined ground squirrel), 603 nucleotides long. RefSeq names its product FAU ubiquitin like and ribosomal protein S30 fusion (gene Fau). Lineage: Eukaryota; Metazoa; Chordata; Mammalia; Rodentia; Sciuridae. Gene Ontology annotation, cellular component: cytosolic small ribosomal subunit; ribosome. Gene Ontology annotation, molecular function: structural constituent of ribosome; protein binding. Gene Ontology annotation, biological process: translation. The record is from RefSeq and is a predicted model, not a curated record.